Pseudomassariella vexata is the source of this 2622-nucleotide messenger RNA. RefSeq lists its product as uncharacterized. The transcript is spliced from 2 exons. Gene Ontology annotation, molecular function: transmembrane monodehydroascorbate reductase activity. The coding region runs from base 1 to 2622 and encodes 873 amino acids. The record is from RefSeq and is a predicted model, not a curated record. NCBI's taxonomy places the organism in Eukaryota, Fungi, Ascomycota, Sordariomycetes, Amphisphaeriales, Pseudomassariaceae.
AUGGCGCCGACCGAUGCGCUGUCGGCGCCGGGGACGUCUUCAUAUGAAUCGGACACGAUGGUGGUUGGAGAUGGCACGUGGGAUUUCACCAAGAACACCUUUCUCCUCCCGAAUCUCAUGGGAUUGAAUUUUGAAACGAUGCGAUUCAAUGGCAUGGGCAAUCGCUUCUCAACAUUGACGCAAUACCAUUCAUUGGUCACUGCCCACGGCGUCCUCGCUGUGCUCACCUUCUUGUUCAUAAUCCCCAUCGCCAUCUUCAUGGCGAGGUUCUACCGGGGACGUACAGGGUUUGGAGUCAGGAUGCACGCCUACUUACAGAUCCUCGCCGUUGGCUUCACGACAGUCGUCUUCAUUUUGGGGUGGUUCGCCGUUGGUCCUAAUCGAAGUUUGACCAAUCCCCACCAUGGUAUCGGUGUCGCCAUCUACACCCUGAUUCUGGUGCAAGCCAUUGGGGGCCGCUUGAUACGACACAUUAGGAAACGUUCACUCAGGAUCAUGCUGCACCAAUGGAUGGGGCGCAUUGUCGCACUUCUGGGUAUUGCGCAGAUACCGCUUGGUCUGACACUAUAUGGGUCGCCCAAGUAUACUUUCAUCCUGUUUGCUGUGUGGAUGGCAAUCUUGGUGCUCCUCUACUUCGUCUUGCAAUAUCGCCAUGAAGGAUACCGGGAUGAAUUCUUGGUCCAUGGUGGAAGGUCUGAAGCAACACGAAGUCGGUACGAUGUUUCGGAGCAUACCGAGAAGAAAUCCAGCCAUGGUUGGCUCGGUCCAGUAGCUGCUGGCGCCGGUAUCUGGGCGUUGCUGCGCGGACAGAAGAACAGGAAGGAGCGAGAGCGCAGCAGGAGCAGGUCUCGUUCAGUCAGCCGAAGCCGAAGCAGGUCGCAUGUCCCCGAAGUCCUUCCGCCCCGGGAAGGAUCCAGGAUAGGGUCCAGAUCCCGGAGAGAUUCGGUGAGCUAUACGGAUGAGAAGUAUUCUGAAUCGCCACGCAAACGCGGCGGCAUCUUCAGCAAAAUUCUGGGCAUUGCCGGCGUAGUAGGAGCUGGAACUAUGGCCAAGAAAUAUGCCGAUCGCAGGGAAAGCCGAAGAUACGAAGGCGAUUCGGAGUAUACGUCUGUGGCGAAUGACACACCUAGCCGACACAGCAAACCGAAGCGAUACCCGAGACCACCACCCACCGAGAGCGCCUUCAGCGACGACUAUACGGAUCUCACAAGAGAUGAGAGGCACGGUCCGCUACUUCCUGGGCCGGGUGACCCUGUUGCCGCAGCUGCCGCUAUAAGUGCUGCCGAACCACGUCCAAUUAGACCAGUGACACCACAACGGCCCACUCACGCCAAACCACCCCUUUCAUCCAGAAUCGACAGCGAUUAUUCCAGUUACGAUUCUUAUGUAAGCCCGUCUAGGAGAACGGAACAGCCAAGUGGGAGCGGGGCCGGAAAAGGCCUUCUUGCUGGUCUGGGAAUCGGUUGGCUUGUCAAUAAGAUGAGAGGCCGAAAGGACAAGAAAGCAGAGGAGGAGCGAUUCAGGGUUGAGGAGAAGAGGCGUGAAAGCCGCCAUGAUCCUAGGUACGCCGGUGGUGCGUUCAUGUCUCCAACCCGGAAGCCCUCGCGUCGCCACCAGUCCCGAACCGGAGGAACUACAAUCACGACUGAUUCCGAGUUCUCUUCGGCCAUCGAACCGCGUCCUCCAGGUUCUGGAUAUGGGGGACCCCCGAUGCCGCCACUGGGUCCGGCAGGCGCGGGCUCUGUGCCUCCUAUAGUCCCCAUUCCGGUUCCGGGUCGUCGUUCGCGCUCCAGGUCUCAUUCGAGGCAUUCUAGGCAUUCAAGAUCUUAUUCAGGAUCGGGGUUGUCGAAGUUGGAAGUCAUUGAACCAGUUGAUAUGCCAUAUAUACCGCCCGAGCCCCAUGGCAUUCUCCAUCGUGACGAGUCGGGCAGUGAGAGCUACAUGUCGGCUGGUGGACACCCACACAGACGACACUCAUCAAGGCGCCAGCGAGCAGGAGAACAAGCAGCGGCCGAAGCAACGGCAACAGCAUCAGCCCUCGCGGCCGAGGAACAAUCGCGGCAGCGACGCGACCGCAGCCGAAGCAGACCUCCAAGUCAACCCGUCAGCGUCAAAGUCAAACACCAUGACGACCGCAUCACGUUGCGUCGGCUCACAGAUGAGGAGGCAGCGCGUGAGCAACGCCGGCGAAGACGAUCAGCUUCCGCGAGUAGUGCUUCAGGAGCUGAGUCUGGUGGGCGUCGCCGCUACCGAAGGGAUUCGAGCUCUCGUCGCCAGGCUGAGGAGGCAGCAGAACACAUGACCAACGAACCCCUUUCGCCGCCGACGCCUGCGUUCGCUGGUGGGCGGCGUCAAACCUAUGCGAAGGACUCAGCGUACUACUCGGGAGGAGCUGGGCCCGCGCCGUCAGGCCAAGCUCCGGUUACACCCGUGCAUGGCAACCCGACUGUUUCUAGUAUUGGCAGUCAUGGUACAUGGAGUGCGAUGAGUCCUUCUCCCAGUGGGCCGACUGGUCCCUCUGCUGCAGGCUCUGUCUCAGUUUCAGCAGCAGACAGGCGCAGACGGAGACGAUUGGAGAGGAGGGAUAGCAGACCGGCGGUAGGGACAGUUGAUUUCGACUAA